AUGCCAGUCAGAUUAAUUCUUCUUAAUCUUCUUCUUCUUUGUUUGUUUGUUUGUUUGUUUCUUUCUUUCUUUCUUUCUUUCUUUCUUUCUUUCUUUCUUUCUUUCUUUCGUUCCUUCUUUCUUUCUUUCUUCGACCUUGACCUCCUCUUCCUUUUUCAUUUACUACUCCUUUUUCUUCUAUUGCUUUUCUUCUUCUUCUUCUUCUUCUUUUUAUCUUUCUUUUUGUUGUCAGUCAUCUUACCCCCUCCUCAUCAUUUUAUUUCUUCUUUUCAUCUUUCUAUUUGUAAAAGAAACAUUAUGCCUGUCAAAGUAAUUCUUCUUCUUUUCCUUCUUCUUCAUCUUGUCAGCCAAAUUUUUAAAUUCUUUUUCUUCUUUUUCUUCUUGUUUAUCUUCUUCUACUUCUUCUUAUCCGUUUUUGUUUUUAUCUUUCUUUUUAUUCUUAACCACCUUAAACUCCCCCUCCUUCGUCUUCUUCUCAUGUAUUUCUCUUUUCUUCCUCGUCAACAUUGUGUCUCAUUUCACCACCGUUUCUCUUCCUUCUUUUCUUUCUCCUGCUCAAUGCUUUGUUUCUAUCUUCAUCUUUUAUCAAUGUUCCCUCUUUUUCUCUUUUUUCUUCGGUACCUUUUCCCUUCUUUCCAUUCUUCUCCCAAUUUUAUUUCAGUUUUGCCAUCUCUCUUUCUCUUAUUUUGUUCCUUAUCUUUUUUCUUGUCUUUCUUUCUUUUUUCUUUCUUAAGCCAAAAACUUUAUAAAUGUACUAUUUUUCUUUCUUCCUCCUUUUCUUUCUUUCUUUCUUUGUUUUUUUUCUUUCUUUCUUUAUCUAUUUAUUUAUUUCUCUAUUUAUUUAUUUCCAAACAGAUGAGCUUCAAUAUAAACAAUGGUAAAAGUAUAUAUUGUUUUUGUUAUAUUUCUUUCUUUCUUUCUUUUUCUCUUUUUUUCUCUUUCUUUCUUUCUUUCUUUUCUUCUUUCUUUCUUUCUUUCUUUUCUUUUUUGUUUCUUUAUCUUUCUUUCUUUUUUUCUUUACAAAUAGAUGAGCUUCAAUAA
Acanthosepion pharaonis is the source of this 1041-nucleotide messenger RNA. The record is from the annotation of a GenBank genome assembly. NCBI's taxonomy places the organism in Eukaryota, Metazoa, Mollusca, Cephalopoda, Sepiida, Sepiidae.